Messenger RNA from Synchytrium microbalum, 1200 nucleotides. RefSeq lists its product as uncharacterized. NCBI's taxonomy places the organism in Eukaryota, Fungi, Chytridiomycota, Chytridiomycetes, Synchytriales, Synchytriaceae. The coding region runs from base 1 to 1200 and encodes 399 amino acids. The transcript is spliced from 8 exons. The record is from RefSeq and is a predicted model, not a curated record. Gene Ontology annotation, molecular function: protein binding.
AUGGAGGAGCAGCAGCAGCCUGUAGAAGAAGCUCUCUUCGAGUCAGACGAUGUAGCUGAAGUAGUCGAUACUGUAGAAGAUGCUGCUGAACCAAUGAGUGAAGAUGAAGACAUGGACAUGGAUGUGAUUGGAGACACUGAAGUCACAGAGUCCCAGGCUGAUGAUCAAGCUCUUUCUGUCGAUGAUUCGAUAGCUGCUUUUAGUGAUCAUCAAGAACCGGUAUACUCUGUAGCCAUAAAUCCAACUAAUCCCAUGAUGGCCAUGAGUGGUGGUGGCAACGAUCAAAGCUUUCUUUGGAGACUGGAUACUGGCGAAAGGCUGUUUGACUUUCCGUCACAUACGGACUCUGUAUCUGAUGUAAAAUUCAGUGCCGAUGGACGAUUCGCUGCUAGUGGUUCUAUGGACGGCAAGGUACAUGUCCUGAACCCAGCAGAUGGAACUCUAGUUAAUACAUUAGAGGGACCAAAUGAAAUCACGUGGCUAGACUGGCAUCCACGCGGCGCAGUCCUACUAGCUGGUGGAGGAGAUGGCAGCCUAUGGAUGUGGGCUUUACCAGCAGGCCUAUGCAUGAACGUCUUUGUAAACAACAAUUCCCAACCGGUCACAUGCGGAGCCUUCACUCCAGAUGGGAAGUCCAUAAUAUCAGCAUCAGAAGACAAGACAUUCUGUUUAUGGGAUCCAAAGACUGCUGCUGUAUUGACGCGAAUGUCGUCUGAUGAUGCCAGGUUUCAUCAGAAUGUCGUGACGACUUUGGCUGUGCAUCGGGAUAGCACGCUCGUCUUGUCUGGUGAUUGUGAUGGGUCCGCUAGGCUGCUUCAUUUAGGAAAUGGUCGUAUUUUAGGAGCAUUAGAAAAUCAUGCGGACUCUAUAGAGACUGCUGGAUUCUGCUCAUCUAUGCCGUGGGCUGCUACAGGUUCUGUGGAUAGCACCAUUAGUGUAUGGGACAUCCACACUUUACGACUAAGGCAGACGUUGCGGCAUGAUGAUGCUGUCGUAUCAGUCCAAUGGCAUCCGACAAACCCAUACCUCUUCUCAGCAUCAGCAGACAAGACGGUCCGACUUUGGGAUGCUCGAUCAGGCAAUCAGGAAAGGAUAUGGAGGGGCCAUCAAGCACCUAUACUCUCUAUGGCUCUCUCAUCUGAUGGAAGCCAUGUUAUAACAGGUUCAGAUGAUGGCAGCGCUCUUGUAUUUGCUAUGUAG